Thalassophryne amazonica is the source of this 3726-nucleotide messenger RNA. RefSeq names its product zinc finger protein 513-like. The record is from RefSeq and is a predicted model, not a curated record. The coding region runs from base 253 to 2145 and encodes 630 amino acids. The transcript has 5 exons. Gene Ontology annotation, cellular component: nucleus. NCBI's taxonomy places the organism in Eukaryota, Metazoa, Chordata, Actinopteri, Batrachoidiformes, Batrachoididae. Gene Ontology annotation, biological process: regulation of gene expression.
GGUGUUUGAUGAUGGCGGAGCACAGGCGAAUCAGAAAAUCAAUUAAGUUAUGAAAAAUAGCGUUAAUUGCCUUUCUUUGUCGCUCCGGCUCUUGACGAAAUGGCGGCUCUCCAGAUGCUGUCCAUCAGAGUUAAAACGCUUCACGGCUAAUGGCCAGUACAGCAGAAACAAGAAGCGCCGCAGUAAACUGGAUUAUUUACGUGUUUUAGAAACACUGAACACUGUCUUUGAAACGGGUGUAAGAAUGAGCUGAUGGUUUUGGGAGUCUCCAAGAAGACCUUGCCAAAAAGAGAGGCUGACUGGAAGAUGCCAAGAAAAAAACAGCAGAAUCCACAGCCAGUCAAGUUGGAUUCUGAAGAUGGUUUAGCCUUUGAAGCUCCAGGAAACCUCACCUUAGACACAGACUUCUUUCUCGGACAAGAGCUUGAGUUUGGUGAUCCUGAUAAUGACAAGCUUCUAGUCCUGGAAAAGUUCUCAGAAGUAGCUGCUGAGAUUGGUUUCUCGGUGUAUCCUCUGGGUGAUGACGAGAGUCCGCCCUACAGCCAGCUCAGCAUGGAAAGCGACAUGGACAACUCGCACAGUGUAAACGACGGUGGACAGAAAGACGGCAGCCAGGGGGUCCAGCCCGAGCCCACUUUUCCUCCCUACCUGUCCUGCAGAGGCUGCGGUCAGCUCCGGGACGACCCUCUCAGGCCUGGCGUGGACCUGGUCGGUCCGUACUGCCUCAGGUGCUGCAAAGCCUCCAGGGAAGCCAAAAGCACAGACUUCUGUUCCCCAUUUGGAAGCAUGAGUGGGAUUCGUUCCAGUUCCCAUUCGCAGCUCGAAAGCGAAGGUGCGACAAACGGGAUGGGUGAGCAAGGGCUGACGGCAGAGGACAAGACGCCCAAACUGCACUCGUGUCACCUCUGUGGCUUCUCCUCACGCUACGCCAACCACGUGAAACGUCACAUGAAGGUGCACAACGGGGAGAAGCCGUUUAACUGCCUGCUGUGCACGUACGCCUCGGCCCAGCUGGUGAACCUGCAGAGACACCAGCGCAUCCACACGGGGGAGAAACCGUACAAAUGCGACAGCUGCACAUUCGCCUGCAGUUCACUCGGGAACCUCAAGAGGCACCAGCGAAUGCACGUGCCCCCCACAGGGGUGGGACAGGACGCCCCGCGGCCUGCCAGUGGACAAACCAGCCAGAAGACGCAGAGCGAGGAGAAAGGCGGUGCGUCAGCCAAGGAUGUUUCAAGGCCGACGUCAAACUUGGGUUUGGGAGCUCAGAACAGUGACUACCUAACGGCGUUUGAUGGGUUAAAGGGGGACACGCCGCUGCCCAUACCAGCCUCCAACCACCAGUCUCCACCUCUGCUGGAAACCACAGGCAGCAGUAACAGUGUGCCGAGUAGAGGGGGCAUGGCAGACGGCACCCUCCCCCCUUCUCUCUUCCCUUUCACUUGCCGGUUGUGUGGCAUUGUCCUCGAAGACGAGGACGGUUCCUCAGCCCAAAUAUGUGCCAAGUGUACUCUCGAAAUGCUGACUAAAGACUCCUCGUCAUCGCCAAACAGCCCGGGUGAACGCAGCGACAAGGUGUACACCUGCGCCGCUUGCCCCUUCCUCACACACUACCCCAACCACUUGGCGCGCCACAUGAAAACACACAGCGGAGAGAAACCAUACAAGUGCCCACAGUGCGACUACGCCUCGGCACAUUUCGACAACCUCAAACGCCACCACCGGGUGCACACGGGCGAGAAACCUUACAAGUGCCAUUUGUGCGACUAUGCUUGCGGGAACCUGGCCAACUUGAAGCGCCACCAGCGGGUGCACUCGGGCGCCAAACCCUUCCAGUGUGCCAUUUGCAGUUACAGCUGCAACCAGAGCAUGAACCUGAAGCGGCACAUGCUUCGACACACGGGGGAGAAGCCGUACAAGUGUCAGGAGUGCGGCUACACUACGGGCCACUGGGACAACUACAAGCGACACCAGAAGAAGCACGGCCUGGCCACAGACGGCUGGGUCAAAGUUCCGACGACUGGAAAUGACGAGGACAGCGCGGAGAAGAGGAUGAGAGCGGGAAAAGAUGCCGGCGUCGACAUGCAGUAUGUGUCGAGAGAGGGAGGGCAAGUACGCCCCUGUUACAAACAUGAGAUUGUAUAAAAUGUGACUCAGUAAAACUAAGCUACCAGCAAACAGAGCCUUUACGUUGUUUGAAGGUAUGUCAAUUCGUUUAGUGUUUUGUCUUCAUAGGCUGCUACUUUGUCCAUAGAAUCCUGCACAAAUAUGAAAGAUUGUUAUAACGCCUUUGGAUCAUGUUCAUGUUUGUCUUCGACUGUUGUGGGAAAACAGAUUAUUACCGUCUCAUUGUGUUCAAUCACAUCAAGCCAAUUCAGUUUGUAACACUAGAUUCCAAAUAUCAAAGCAGUUCCAGUCUGUUUGGGUUAGCUCUAGUUUUUUUUUUUUUUUUACAUUAAAUCCAUGAUUUGCCGUGGAGGUUUACACACUGCCUACUUGAAAACUUAAUUUCUGUGUUUAUUCCACUGUCUGCAGCAGGAAUAUAUCCACACACACACGUGCAAAUCCACACUGCGUUUCUGUGACUCGGCACAAUGAAGUCCUGCACAAGUGCACUGUGUCUGUUUUAGAAAGAUCAAAAGUGCAUAACUUGGGAACAAAGGAAAAUCUGUCAGAAUCAAAGUUUGGAACUUCUUGAUUAUGACUUUCUUUAUGGCUAAAUAUUUGUGAACUUAAACUCUUGCACAAACAAAAAAAAAAAUAAAGUUGAAGGCCAUGAGAUAUCUGGUGGUGGGAAAAAUAGCGAUGCAAUGAGCGUCCUAGUUUGCAUGAAAGACCAGAUUUUACGUCGGCCUAAUAUGACACGGUGCAGUCUGGCGCUAAACUAAUCCCUUCCGUUUAAUAAUGUAUGUACUACUAGUAUGGUGCUGUUUAAUAGUACUAAGCUGAUUUUAAUCAUUUGACAAGUUGUUUGAUGAGCUUGAACAUGCAAGUCUCCAUCUUGAAUGGUAUCAUUAAAAAAUAAGACCUCAGGAUCACAAAAUGCCAGAAAGACCAGUUUUAUGUCUGGAGCCAGUCGUCAAACUGAAACUUUUUUUUUUGUAGUUUUUUUUUUUUUUUUUAAGGUCUGUAAUAUCAUUUGAUUGUAACAUUCAGGAAAAAGCACAACCACGCACAGCUGCAGAAAAUGUCACAUUUGGAAGAUGUGUGGUGAACAAAGCGCUUUCAGACACUCAUUUGUGACGUUAUACAUGAAUGUGUUUCAUAAUUGUAUUUGCUCCACAGAACUGUCGCCAUUCACGUUGAUUUAUUCUCUUCCUCUGAGUUCCUAUUGACUGUGAAAUCGGUCCGUUCUUUUGUACUUGAGGGAGGGAGGAAAAUACUUGGUAGUCAGCAUGUAUGUAAUACUUGUUUUAUGUUGUAACUGUAAUACACUGCUAGAAGUGCAUACUUUAAUAUAUGUAACAUUUUCAAUUCUGAAUGUGUGAAGUGGCAUUUAGCUAGCAGUGUGGGAAACAUGAUCAUUUUAAGUAAUUUCUUUGUGAAUUACUGAUAUGCAAGUGAGAUUUUUCAGGUCACCAACAAUGGAGUGACGGAACAGAGCAGUGAAUCCACGGAUCAGCGGACGUCUCCAUUUUUGUCUUUAUGCAGUGUCUCACAUAAAUGCCUUAAGUGAGGAAUUUGAAAUACUACAUGCAUAAAGUUGAUUUCAUUGAAUGUCACCAA